Molecule: messenger RNA, 3225 nt
Organism: Oncorhynchus nerka (sockeye salmon)
Lineage: Eukaryota; Metazoa; Chordata; Actinopteri; Salmoniformes; Salmonidae
Gene: hmgb1a
Product: high mobility group box 1a
Exons: 5
Coding region: 1490-2524 (344 amino acids)
Biological process (GO): regulation of transcription by RNA polymerase II
Cellular component (GO): nucleus
Molecular function (GO): DNA binding, bending
Source: RefSeq, a predicted model, not a curated record
AAAGUCCUAAACCCCGCCUAUUUCUACAAUUUAUCUUCUUAAAAUAACCACACUGAUAACCUUAUGCCUAACAAUGACCUUCCAUUAAGACCAAAAAGCACAUUUUUGUUUUCACUAAUUUUACGAUUGACAAUUUUUGAUUUUGUGGCUGUGGUAUCUAGUGUAAACCGUGUAAUGGCUGUGCAAUGACACAAAGAGAAGGAGCCAUAUUCUCCAUGUUAGUGGAUGAAGACAAGCGGCCAUUCCGAGCUAAUAGGAAACUAACUCAACACAGCCCGCACAUAGGCAUAGCACAGACCCAGUGUAUUGCUAUAAACGGCGGCUAAUGCAAUAGGAAUCUACCGGGGAAAAGUAUUGUCAUGCUCGCGGGCUUUGUCAACAUGUUUGUCGAUUAAUAAAGCGACCGGGAAUGCGGGUCGAUACAUUUCAGGGCGACUUUCUUUCACGAAGAAGGCAUUCUUACAAAAUGGAAGAAGAAAUAUUGCCGUCGUUGUUGACCUCCUUUUCCUCAACGAGAAGCCUAUGCGCCAUUACUACUUCACUCGGCAGAUAGAAAGGCAUUGCUUUGUUACAACACAGAUGUACUGUAUAGCUACCAGUAAUAUACAAUAGGGAAUAUUAGGGAUUUUUUCCCAAUUUUUAUGAUUUUUUUCAAAUGUUGCCAUAUCGAGUUUAGAGUGAAAGGGAAGCAUCUUUUAACGUUAUUUUGUGGUUUUAAGGUAUUUUUCUCGAUUUUUCGGAGUUUGUUUUUCUAAGGAAUAUAUUUCUGUAGACUUAAAUGCACUAUAAUUUUAACAUUAUACACGAAUUCAUCAGAAACGUGGCGAUACGUAUUUCUCAUUUUCGCUUUAAUGCGUGAAACAUUUCAAAUAUUUGCAUACAUAUAACAGAAUAGUAUCCAAUGUUGCACGCAUUUUUAUCUAGACUGAGAACUUCUGUAACGUUCUGUAGCUAAAACUCAAAUCAUCGAAUGACAAGCAUUCUGCAUUAAAUAAAAAAUAUCAAAUGUGACUAAUUUAAGUCAACAAAAAUGCAUGAAAAUAGUUUUAAUUAAAUUGUAUUAAAAAGUUACAUUUCUCAUGAUUUGACCAGUAAAAAUAACGGGUGCGUUUUCGGCAAAGGGCACUGUCCCUGUGACAAACACUCUAGAAAAGGGUUUGUUUUCCACAAACGUAUCGUCAAGCAGACAGAACGAACGAACCAGACGUGUUUAUUCGCAGAGGGCUGCGUUUACAGUUCUGAUGCCAAGAGUGAGGGAAGGAAACCGUCUUUAGUGCAUGCUGGUAGGGGGAUCCAAAUGAUUAGAAAAUGAAUAAUCAAAAUCAAUAACCGAUACUAUAUUAUUUAAUGUCUUCAACCCAUUUAUCAAAGCAAAUCUAAUUAACUCAGUUACAACAAAUAUUUGUAAUAAGUUGAGAAAGGGGUUCCAGCUGUGUGUAAUAUACACCUGGGUCUGUGAGGGCCCUCAGUCAGGUAGUCAAUUUAAACCAUGAGGCGCAAAGAGCUUUCAGAAGAGUUCAGGGAUAAAGUUGUAGAUCGGCACAGAUUAGGGGAAGGUUAUAAGAAAAUUUCCCAUACAUUGAGUAUCCCAUUGGGUACAGUCAGGUCAAUCAUUAAGAAGUGGAAGGUGUAUGGCACCACUGAGACUCUGCCCAGAUCAGGACGGCCUUCCAAAAUAAGCAGUUGGGCGAAAAGGAUUCUUGCUCUGGAACUCACCAUGAGGCCAACUGCCUCGUUGAAAGAGCUGCAGAGUUCCAUGGCUGAGAUGGGAGAAAAUGUCCAUGAAUCAACUAUAGCUCGAUCAUUCGCCAAAUGUAGCCGGUAUGGCCGAUCGGAAAGAAGGAGAACAUUACAGAAAGCAAACAGCGAUCUCCAAUCACGUGCAGAGUUUGCAGAAAAGCAUUUAGAUAUUGAGAUGGGGAAAGAUCCAAGGAAGCCGAGGGGCAAGAUGUCCUCCUAUGCCUACUUUGUCCAGACCUGUCGGGAGGAGCACAAGAAGAAACACCCAGAAGCUUCCGUCAACUUCUCAGAGUUCUCCAAGAAGUGCUCUGAGAGAUGGAAGACCAUGUCCGCCAAGGAGAAGGGGAAGUUUGAGGAUCUGGCCAAACUGGACAAGGUGCGAUAUGAGAGGGAGAUGAGGAGCUACAUUCCUCCCAAGGGAGAGAAGAAGAAGAGGUUCAAGGACCCCAACGCCCCCAAGAGACCAUCGUCUGCGUUCUUCAUCUUCUGCGCUGACUUCAGACCCCAGGUGAAGGGGGAGACCCCGGGCCUGUCUAUCGGUGAUGUGGCCAAGAAGCUGGGAGAGAAGUGGAACAACCUAACAGCGGAGGACAAGGUACCCUAUGAGAAGAAGGCUUCCAAGCUGAAGGAGAAGUACGAGAAGGACAUCACUGCGUACCGCAACAAGGGUAAGGUGCCGGUCAGCAUGCCAGCGAAGGCCGCCGCACCCGCCAAGGACGACGACGAUGAUGACGACGACGAUGAUGAGGAUGACGAUGAUGACGAUGAUGAGGAUGACGAGUAGAUUGCCGUUGUUACGUAUAGCACUUACAAUGUCUUGUUUAUAAAGCAUUUAACCCCCCCCCCCUUGUACACACAACACUUACUGAAAACAAAACAAUGUUUUAAAAAAAAAAUGGAAAAAAGACACAAAAAACCUGUACCAAAAACAUAAAACAAAAUCGUAACCGCUGUGUAUAAGAAUCGUUUUUAAGCUGUACAGUUUUUUUUCUCAUUUUCUACAACAGUGUCAUUUGUGUUUGUCCAGUGCUCUUCUCUUCCAGUGGUAGGUACUAUUUAUACCACUUAUCCCUGGGGUUGCAUCCCAAAUGAAACCCUAUUCCCUAUUUAGUUCACUAUGAGACUCUGGUCAAAAGUAGUGUACUAUAUAGGGAAAGGGUUGCCAUUUGGUACGCAUACUUUACCUGGUACAGUUUUAAAGCGGUUGUAAAAAAAAAAGAUUUUGUCUGGGAAACCGAUGGGUCUAUUUUCCCUAUGUAGCAAUGCACAGCAGCACACUACCUAGUUAUACGUGGGGGUCCUAGAAGUUCUUCUGUUUUCAACGACCGGUGUAUUUGUUCUCUUCUUUUAGAUACCGUAUUAUCAACGUUAUUUUACUGUACUGUUUGAAUACCACUGUAAUUACGACAACAAAAGAAAGGAUUACAUCUGUUUUGGUUGAUUCUGAAUUGCUUCUGACAUCAAUAAAUUUUUUUUUUAAAUAUA